Peromyscus eremicus (cactus mouse) is the source of this 1810-nucleotide messenger RNA. It is a transcript of the gene Dus4l, whose product is annotated as dihydrouridine synthase 4 like. Gene Ontology annotation, molecular function: flavin adenine dinucleotide binding; tRNA dihydrouridine synthase activity. NCBI's taxonomy places the organism in Eukaryota, Metazoa, Chordata, Mammalia, Rodentia, Cricetidae. Gene Ontology annotation, biological process: tRNA processing. The coding region runs from base 216 to 1169 and encodes 317 amino acids. The transcript is spliced from 7 exons. The record is from RefSeq and is a predicted model, not a curated record.
CGGGCCCCCGGCGUAGGGAAGAAGGCAGGCUCCUGGGUGCUUCACGGCCCCCCUCGCUCAGCACGUGGGAGCUAGAGGCUGCACAGCCUUACCUAUGCCAAGCCCGGGUUGCAGGCGGGAUAUGCUGGGGAAGGAAGAAUAGUUGCUAAACGCUGCCCUAAGCACUUUAGACGUCCAAACGUUUAAAUAUUCGUUACUUAGACUAAUUUGUAUACAUGAGAAGUGACUCCAUACCAAUCACAAUAUGUCAAGAAAGAAAAAAAGACCCAAUAGAAAUGUUUCAUUCUGGACAGCUGGUAAAAAUCUGUGCCCCAAUGGUUCGAUAUUCAAAGUUGGCUUUUAGAACACUAGUAAGAAAAUACUCUUGUGAUCUGUGUUAUACACCAAUGAUAGUUGCUGCUGAUUUUGUCAGAUCUGUAAAAGCCAGAGAUAGUGAAUUUACCACAAACCAAGGUGAUUGGCCAUUGAUUGUUCAAUUUGCUGCUAAUGAUGCAAGACUUUUAUCUGAUGCUGCUCAAAUAGUCUGCCCCUAUGCAAAUGGAAUAGAUAUUAACUGUGGUUGUCCUCAGAGGUGGGCAGUGGCAGAAGGUUAUGGAGCUUGCUUAAUAAACAAGCCAGAGCUCAUUCAAGAUAUGGUGAAACAAGUAAAAAAUCAAGUGGGAAAUCCUAGAUUUUCAGUUUCAAUUAAAAUAAGGAUCCAUGAUGACCUUACAAGAACCAUAGAUCUUUGCCAGAAGGCUGAAGCAACAGGAGUGUCCUGGAUUACAGUUCAUGGAAGAACCAUUGAAGAAAGACACCAACCAGUCCACUAUGAUGCCAUUAAAAUGAUAAAGGAAAGUGUGUCUAUACCUGUAGUUGCUAACGGAGACAUAAGAAACUUGAAAGAAGCAGAAAAUGUGUGGCAGAUGACUGGGACAGAUGGUGUGAUGGUUGCAAGGGGACUUUUGUCAAACCCAGCUAUGUUUGCUGGAUAUGAAGAAACCCCGCUGAGAUGUAUCUGGGACUGGGUUGACAUCGCUCUUGAACUUGGAACUCCUUUUAUGUGUUUCCAUCAACAUUUAAUGUACAUGAUGGAAAAGAUAACAUCAAGGCAGGAAAAAAGAGUAUUUAACGCUCUGUCAAGCACAUCAGCAGUCCUGGAUUACCUUACAGACAAUUAUGGUGUUUGACUCCUCUUUCAUUGUAGUAUAUACGUUAUAUCUACAUGGAACCAUAUGACGUCACAUCCUGGUAUUUCUUUUAAGUCUGUGUUUAAGGCUUUCAACUUCAGUACAACAGUGGUCACUGGGGCCAGACAUGGUGGCACAUGUCUCUAAUCCAAGCACUCAGAAAGGUAAAGGAAAAAGAUUGGGAAUUCUAGGCCAGCAAGUCUUUGUCUCAAAGAACAAAUGGAAAUUUUCCCAGAAUUUUAAAAAUUCAGACCUGGGGCUGAAGAGAUUGCUCACAGUUAAAAGCACUGGUUGCUCUUUCAGAGUACCUAGAUCAGAUUCCCACCUCUCUAGUGCCUGCUCACUACUGUCUGUAACUCCAGUUCCAGGGGAUCCAACACUUUCUUCAGGCCUCCUCAGGCACCAGCCAAGCAUAUGGUACACAGACAACAUUCAGCCAAAACACAUAACUUUUUAACACUAAAAUUAAAAAAAGAAAAAAUCAGUUCCUUUACCCUUUCUCAUGCAUUCCACUUGAGUAAAUUUUGAAUCAACCCAGAAGUUUAGUUUUAAAGAAUCCAAGAGGUUCAGACAUCCCACAGUCCCAAAUCAAAUACUGAAAAACUUUGCUCUGAAUCUUUAUGAAGUGUGGUGUGUGUGUG